AUGCAAGCCGAUGUUGCAUCUGCCCAGGAGAAGUACCAUCAGCAGCUGAAACACAAUCAGACGUUGCAGGGUCGCUUGGAGCGCAUGGGUCUGGAAGCCAAAGCGGUUCUGACAGAAUUGCCACGUUACCAGACUCCAGGUGCUCUUCAUGAUUCCUGCGGAGGACCCGCAGACGUGGGCGGAAGGCUCCGCCUUGUGCCUGAAGUGCCGGAAAGAUCGACCCUCGCAUCGUCUCAUGGGUGGUAA
Molecule: messenger RNA, 246 nt
Organism: Symbiodinium sp. CCMP2456
Lineage: Eukaryota; Dinophyceae; Suessiales; Symbiodiniaceae
Source: the annotation of a GenBank genome assembly